CACACGGCAUAUCCCCUUUUGACUUGCGGGUAGUAGCUUGAAGUGGCCUUGACCUUCGUCGAUGAACGUGCCCCUUUUUCCAACACCGCCAACCCUUGGGGACAUAGCGACACCUGCUAGUGGUGUGGUAGACGUUGCGAAGUUGACAACUGUGCCGUCGACCACGAUUGGAUGCACUCGUAAGCAACAUGUCGGGGCAGAAAUGUACAGGACAUUCGGAAUCCACAAGAUACAUUUUACUCGUAGGAACUUAGUAUAUCCUAAAUCAAAGGAGAAAAUUGAACAUCGUGUUACUGAAUUUCACAUAAAAAUGUCGGAACAACAGAAGGACAACGAAAAUGAAGAUGAUGAUGAUGAUGUAGUUUGCGCGAUUGAUGCACCUACAACAGUUUUGGGAGAAAUUUCUCCACAAUAUAAAGUGAUUAGAAAUUUUGAAAAAUCAACAAAAUCCGUAGCUAUUCAAACGUUGAUUGGACUACCAUUGCGGCUCAGAGUUUUACCAUCCGUUAAAGAUAUUGUUGAUGAAAAAGACGAAAAUUCAACAAAUGUAAAAGGAUUUUCUACAAUCUGGAAGUACAUUAGAUUUUUAGGAAGACUAUCGCUUUCGUUGUUCGGAUUAUUAUGGUUACUCACCAUUUGGGCUAUUGUUGGUGCAGUAGCUUUCUGUGCCACUGAAGGACGUCGAGAACGUGAACAAGUAACAAAAUGGAAGAAUAUGCAGAAUCACUUAGCGGUGGGUUUAGCAACAGAAUUGAGACAGUUACGUACAGAAAGAGAGGAAGAUGUAGAGCCACUUUGGAGUGAGAAAAUCCAACAAUAUGUAGCGAAACACGAAGAACUUUUGCUGGUUGCAGUUAAUUCUGGAUAUAACGAAAGUGGAAACAACGGACAACUUUGGACAUUUUCUGGUUGCAUUCUCUUUGCUCUUUCGCUUCUCACCACUCUUGGUUUUGGUGCUCCGGUUCCACGAACGACAUCUGGUCGAACAGUAACCGUUAUUUUUGCAGCAAUUGGUAUACCUGCGCAUUUUCUUUUGAUUAUGAAUCUUGGUCUUUUGUUGGCAGUACGAUUGCAGAAAUAUGCUAUAUCCAGAAAAUUAGUUAAAUAUGAUCAAACUGUUUUACAUGAUUUGGCGCCAGUACCCAAGUGGGUUAAAAUAAUACCCUUUGUUUGUGUAGGCAGCUACUAUCUACUGGGAAUCCUGUGUUUCGGGAUAGCCAGAUCCAGACCAAUUGCAUCAAGCAUUCUGUUUCCUCUGGAUUUCACAGCUGCUGGUGGUCUUUCAACAAUAGUUGGUUAUGUGCGAAUAUUAUACGGUCUUUACUUGGAAGGUGCAGUGACUAUCACUGCUGUUGCAGUUGCAGUAUUGCGUGUAUCAGCUACACAGAGUUUAACCAACAUUGGUCUCAAAUAUGGUUUAUUAAUUGAGGCUUAAAUUUUCACUAAAUGUUUCAUAUCUUAAAUAUAAUUAUAAUUGCUGUUCUAAAUUUUGUGUUGUAAUC
Messenger RNA from Habropoda laboriosa, 1502 nucleotides. Its product is annotated as potassium channel subfamily K member 10-like. Gene Ontology annotation, cellular component: membrane. NCBI's taxonomy places the organism in Eukaryota, Metazoa, Arthropoda, Insecta, Hymenoptera, Apidae. Gene Ontology annotation, biological process: stabilization of membrane potential; potassium ion transmembrane transport. Gene Ontology annotation, molecular function: potassium ion leak channel activity. The transcript is spliced from 6 exons. The record is from RefSeq and is a predicted model, not a curated record. The coding region runs from base 62 to 1435 and encodes 457 amino acids.